Molecule: messenger RNA, 1217 nt
Organism: Paramecium octaurelia
Lineage: Eukaryota; Ciliophora; Oligohymenophorea; Peniculida; Parameciidae
Source: the annotation of a GenBank genome assembly
AUGGAAGACAGCUUUUGUUAGAUGUUGCAACAGCAGAUUUUUACCAUUAUCAGGCCAGAAAUAAUGGCAAUGAUAAUUCUACAUUAAUUAGAUUUAGUAUGGCAAGGAAUUAAUUGUGUUUUAAUGAUCAACAAGAACGAAGUUUUAGAAUAACCUAAUUAUUAGAUUCUGAGGUUAAGAAUAAUCUGGAUCAAUUUUUUUAAAUUUAAAUUUGAUGUUAUAUUUGAUAAUUUAUGAAUCCACGAGGUGUCUUCAGGUGUAUCAAAAUAAAAUAAUCCAUACACUCAGAUAGAAAUAGUAGAUCUCAAUACUCAGAUGAUUAAGAUUUCUGAUUAGGUUGUGAUGGUCCUUAUUAUGAUUAGAAUCACCAGAAUAAAUUACAGUAUGUUUAAACCUGAAGUUAAAAUGUUCAAAAUCAGAGGCAAGAGUUUUUAUUAGAGAAGCAAAAAUCUAAUAGCUACUCAGUAUCACCUUCGAUAACUCCAAGAUCUCAUAGUCAAUAACAAUUAGAAAGAAUGAGAUCCAAAACCUUCUAUAACGAAAUUUCAAAUGCGAUGACAAAUCCUACUUAGUAACGAUUAGCAAUAAUUGGGAAUAUGCGAAGAAUUCUAGAAAAGAAACUAUAUUUUAAUUAUAACUUGCAAAAUUGAAUAGGAAGUCCAAUUAUAGAAUGAGAAAAUAAAGGAUAUAUUUAAAAAUCAAGCCUAAUCUAUGGAGAAGAAUAAUUUCGGUUGUUUUAAUAAGAGUAAUAGAAGAUGUUUGAAAGGUCAAAAGUGUGCCUAAUAAAAUAGGCUAGAUUUGAUGAAAUUUGGAUAAUCAUGGAUGCUUUAAGUGUAGAAUAAAAUUGAACUUGUAGGAAAGAAAUAAGAGUGCUAGAGUAUAUUGUGAUAACAUAGCUGAAAUAAUCUUACCAAUGUAAGUAAAAUAUUUUAUAUCCAAACUAAAAUUCCAAAGAUAUGUUUGCAUGAUUAAUAUGAAAUUUAUGGCUAUUCUUAAUUUUUAAGGAUUAGGGUGAAUGGAUAAAGGAAAGUUUUGAAAGUAAAAAUCGUAAAUUUUAGAAUUUUAAAAAAAAUCUAAGAAUUUUAGCAAAGGAUCUAUAAAUAAAUUAAAAAGAUAAAAUAAAAAUGAAAUUAAGGCCAUCUAAGAUCAUGUUCCUAACUUGGAUCAGGUUGAGAAAUCCUUAACUAUUUUAAAUCUUCUCUAUUUAAGAAUUUUGA